GUUCCACAGAGUAAUAAAACGCUUAUGCAUAAUGUUUCAGCAAGACGUUUUGUUUAGAGAACUUGGGCUAGCUGGUACUGUCGUUAACCGAAUUAUUUUCAACCUUUCUUCAUCGAAACAGAAACCAAAAGUAGGAGUGGUACAACUACAGAUAUAAAAGUUAGAAUCCACAUUCACAACCAGCAGACUCAAAGGUUACAUCAGAAAGGAUGCCUCUCUGUAAAAACUCUGAUAAACCAAAGCCAGGAGAUCUGAUUGAAAUUUUUCGAACUGGCUACCAGCACUGGGCACUAUAUAUCGGAAAUGGAUACAUCAUUCACUUAGCUCCACCAGGGGAGUAUGCCUGUGCAGGGUCAUCAAGUCUCAUGUCUGUGUUUACGGAGAAAGCAGUGGUUUGCAGAGAUCAUCUCGAAGAAGUGGCAGGAAAUGACAUGUAUAGAGUCAACAAUAAAUAUGAUUCACGUUCUAAUCCUCUUCCUGUGUACAUCAUCAUCGCAAAUGCAAAGGAGCAGAUUGGGGAGGAACUGCCUUACAGCAUAGUGAGUUACAACUGCGAACACUUUGUUACCAGCUUAAGAUAUGAAGAUAAGAAAUCUGAUCAGGUUACAUCAGCAUUUGCAACAGCGGCUGCGGUAGGAGGUAUGCUGGCACUGUUUGGUGUGGCUGCUUACAUGGGAAUGUCUCACAAAAAGAAACGAAGACAGGAUGAGAGGUGGUAGCAUUCUUUACAACUGUACUACAUACCAUCGAAGGAAUAAUGACUGCAGAGAGACUUCUGCUGUUUGUGCUGAUUGCUAAAAUAAGUAAAUAAAUAACAUUCAAUAUGGAUUCAGCUCCCUGACUGACAAGAAAAUAAGUGUUUAUUCUUCUUAACAACUUCUUAAUUAGGUAAAAAUGUAAUGAUAUUCCAUUGUUUCUUUGUCUUCUUAAAAUACAUGUUGUAAAUGAAUAAAUCCUUCAGAAGAUA
This is a messenger RNA of Protopterus annectens (West African lungfish), 967 nucleotides long. RefSeq names its product phospholipase A and acyltransferase 2-like. Gene Ontology annotation, biological process: N-acylphosphatidylethanolamine metabolic process. Lineage: Eukaryota; Metazoa; Chordata; Ceratodontiformes; Protopteridae. Bases 210 to 719 code for a protein of 169 amino acids. The transcript is spliced from 5 exons. Gene Ontology annotation, molecular function: glycerophospholipid phospholipase A1 activity; A2-type glycerophospholipase activity. Gene Ontology annotation, cellular component: cytoplasm. The record is from RefSeq and is a predicted model, not a curated record.